AGCAGCGCAGUGUAGAGAGAGACAUGGAGGAGAGCAGGGAGCCAGAGAGACGAAAGAGGAGGGAGGGAGGUAGCCACUUGCGCACCAAAUGAGCUCAAGCUCAUCAUCAUCUACACACGCGCGCACACGGUAGCCUGCUGCAGCCGUAAGAAAACAGAUCCAGAGGAGCACGCGAGAAGACACAUAAAGAGAGAGAGGCGGAGAGACCGAGACUGAGGAGAGAGGCAGAUAUCUGCAGAUAGAGAUGUCAGGCGUUGUGGUGUCUCUGUGUCUGCUAGCGGUCUUUGUGCUGCUUUGUGAGCUGAGCAGGAGAAUCUUAACCAAGCUACUAGCUCCCAGAGGGCUGUGUCUGUCUGCUGUUUACGCAGUGGAGCUGGUCUCUACGCUGCAGCUGUGUAUCUGCAACCUAGAGCUGCGUCUAUUGGGGGAGGUGGGCCGGCUGCAGCCUCAGUUCUGUCUCAGCCUCACAUAUCUGGCAUCUGUGGUCCAUGGCCUCACCUUCCAUGGAGCCCUGGGGAACCCCUGUAGCACGCUGGAAUACACCUACCGGGGACGCCUCACUGCCAGGAGCGGCGUGCUGAGGAUGGUGUGCCAGUUCAUGGCAGCAAGCGUGGCUCGUACCAUGCUACAGGGGCUGUGGGCCCUCGGUCUCUCUGACCUGCACCUGAGACACACACUCCAGGGCUUCCAAUGCAUUAGCCCCAUCCACACAGACACACACACCAGCCUGGUGCUCCCCGGCCCUCUGGUCACCGCUGCAGCUGUGGAGCUGGCAGGGGCCUUUGCCAUGCAAACCGCCUUCACACACACACACACUAUGGACCGGAGGUACCGGGUACAUGCCAUAGCAGCACUCACCGCUACCUUGACCUAUGCAGGUGGCAAGAUGACAGGGGCUGUGUUUAACCCUGCGUUGGCCCUCUCCACCCAGUUCUCCUGCAGUGGGCACUCCUUUCUGGAUUACUGCCUGGUCUACUGGCUGGCUCCUCUAUUAGGUAUGAUGUGUUCAGUCCUGUUGUUUGAUCAGAUGUUGUCUGGUAGAGCUGCUCCCUACCGCCCCCUUCUGGCUAACAAGAGGAAAUGACCCUGGGUCAUUUUCAUUAGUGCACAUGUAGCAAAACCGUUUUGUAACAGAAUACAUUUCACUAAAAAAACAAGGUUUUUUUUAGACAAGUUCAGGUAGUUCCUCCCCUUUUCGGUUAGUUUUCUUCUGUUUGGUGUCUACUGCCCUGGACCCACCAUCAAUCCCUACGAACCGAAGACCCUGAUGCAUAGUGACCUCUUUAAAACUAAGCACAUUCAAACAAAAAAAAGACUAUAUAUUGAGAUGUUUUUUAAUCUAGUAUGAUUUGUACAGUGGUGGCUGGUGGCACUUAAAAAUUGGUCUGGAACGUAAUGAUACCAUUUCAUUUACUCUAAUCCAGACAUUUUUAUGAGCUGUCUUCCUCUGGAUUGAUGUAAAAAAAAAAAAAGAUUUCUGUAGUUAGUAGUGUUAGUAGCAUAUUUAAAACUAUUUGAGAUAGUAUUUUAUGUACAGUUCUUCAAUAGAUAUGCCUAUGGUCAACUUGAGGAGUAUUGUCAACCUUUCCAAGUCACCCCGCUCCUCCGCAGUCCACACACUCCACUGGCUUCCAGUCAAAACUCACAUCUACUACAAGACCAUGGUA
Messenger RNA from Oncorhynchus tshawytscha (Chinook salmon), 1667 nucleotides. Its product is annotated as aquaporin-11-like. The coding region runs from base 245 to 1084 and encodes 279 amino acids. The transcript has 4 exons. Gene Ontology annotation, biological process: transmembrane transport. The record is from RefSeq and is a predicted model, not a curated record. Gene Ontology annotation, molecular function: channel activity. Gene Ontology annotation, cellular component: membrane; cytoplasm. Lineage: Eukaryota; Metazoa; Chordata; Actinopteri; Salmoniformes; Salmonidae.